This is a messenger RNA of Pseudogymnoascus destructans, 3436 nucleotides long. RefSeq lists its product as uncharacterized. Gene Ontology annotation, molecular function: DNA-binding transcription factor activity, RNA polymerase II-specific; zinc ion binding. The coding region runs from base 420 to 2972 and encodes 850 amino acids. Gene Ontology annotation, biological process: regulation of DNA-templated transcription. The transcript has 2 exons. The record is from RefSeq and is a predicted model, not a curated record. NCBI's taxonomy places the organism in Eukaryota, Fungi, Ascomycota, Leotiomycetes, Thelebolales, Thelebolaceae.
CCCUCCUCCCACUCUCCACUAAACGACUCGGGUUUAUCAGUCCCCCAUAUACACCUGUCUCCUGUCUCCUUACAGCGCUCCACUCCCAUCCUUCAUCCCCCCACACACACCAGACAAGCAACCUGGCUCCAGCGGCGAGCUACUACUAUCUAUCUAUGGUCCAUUUCUACAUCUCCUCUGAUUCAACGGAGAUUCCCUUCAUAUUUCGUCAUUGGCACUCCCAUAUACAGCCCAAUGCCCGCAUACACCACCUGACUGACCGCCUGUCCUUCCUCACUCUUCCCUCGUUCCUUCCUCAGAGAACGAUCGUAUAUGUGAAGCAUUCACCACGACCAAAGCUACUGCCGAGCGACCUGACAACCCCAACAUCCCAUUCUCCGAAUUGAUGCACCACAUUUAGGCACUACCUUUAGCCAAACAUGACGGUGCCGCUCCCAUGUCCGCCAACAACUUCAGCGGCCUGUGACGCCGCUCCCCGCAAACGAAGGAGAAGAGCUCCCGCCAGCGGCGCCGCCGACGACUGCUUCGCCUGUCAUAAACGCAACGCGAAAUGCGACCGCCGCCGACCGUACUGCUCGCCGUGCCUGGAAAUUGGCAACGACUGCUCGGGCUACAAGACGCAGCUGACGUGGGGAGUCGGGGUUGCCAGCCGUGGCAAGCUCCGUGGCCUGUCUUUGCCCGUCGCCAAAUCUGCGCCAGCUGUCAAGAGCCCGCCGACGAGAAGCCACACGCGGCCACGAGCUACGUCCUCCCUCAACCGGUUGGCGGUUGAAGGCCAUGCUGGGGACGAUGAUAUCGAAAUCAAGACAGAGAGAGAAGUUUUUCGGUUGGCCUCGGCGUAUACAAGCUACGACUUCGUGCACAUGAACCCCAAGUCCCCGAACCUGCUGCACUCCCCGGGUCCUAACUCGGAUUGGAGCUCGUCCCAGGAGCACCUUCACGUGAGGAGUGCCACCCCAGCCGAAAACCAGGGACAUCUUCUUCGAAACUCACUGCACCGUCUUCAGCCGCCCAUGAUCAGCUACGGCGAUGACUUGCUAUCUCCAUCCAGUGCCUCGUUCAGCGCGUAUAGUGAGGCCGAAUACUCUCCCAUUACCCAGCCAUUUCACGUGGAGGAUGUGCCCUAUCUGAAUAACCAAAUGAGCAUGUAUGACAGCUACCCACAGAGUUCAUCAAUGGACCACGGCUCCCUGUAUGGGACGUCUGCAGACCACCGAGGGCCGACUUCUUGCCCGGACAUGUUUUAUCCUCACUCGGACGUCAGCUCAAGCCUCAACUCCCACCCAGCAUUGUUCGACAUCUCCGAGAGUCGACGGUUGGCUACGUCGCCAGGCCUGUGCAAUGUCUCUGACGCAGACUAUGACGAGGACGUACUUGGCAUGUCUCAUUCUCAUAGCUCUGAGCAAUUCAUGCCAGGCUCUCACAUUAGCAAAAGCUCGUGGACAUCGGUCCAGGACGAUGACUAUACGCGGCAGCACCAAGAUCUCACGAAUCGCAUACCAGAGUCCCUCAAUAUUGGGCUCCUACCAGAUGUAUCCCCGCGGCUGAACUUCUACCUGAAUUACUACGAGAAGAUUAUCUGCCCCGUAACCGUGGCAAUCGAUAGCCCGAGCAAUCCGUAUAGGCAGCACAUUUUGAGCCUCGCGACAGAAAGCCAAAGCUUACAGCAUGCAAUCUGCGCACUCGCCUCGUGCAAUCUCCGGAUGAGGAGGAAGCAGAGCCUUGGCCAGCACAGUUGGAAUCAGUCAUCUGAAGAGAGACAAGAUUUCACGGGGUCAUAUAACAUCCGACGGCCAUUAAAUACAUCUAGCGCGUCCGAAACGCCAUUAGACGACGCUUCUAUACAAGAGGAGUAUCACCACCGUAGUCUCGCUGUUUCUCUUCUCAAUGCGCAGCUCUUAAGCCCGUCCCUCGCAAAACACGAUGCGGUUCUCGCAACGCUCCUAAUGCUUUGCCACUAUCGCAUGUGCGAAACUGGCAUCGCACAGUUCAGGACCCAGUUCGCCGGCGUGAAGAAGCUACUCGGUAUGCGCUCCUCGGGUGUUCAGACGGGCAACUGGGGUUGGAUGGAGAGCAUCUUUACGUUCUUCGACGCUAUUACCGCGACCGUUAAUGAUCGUGAGGCUCAGCUCCACGGGGGCUAUCUUGAUAUGAUCGCCUCUCCCUGGACCUCUUCAUGCGCACUCGAGAACCUCGCGGGGUGCGACGGAAAGCUCUUCGCCACCAUCGCCAGCCUCGGCCGACUCAACCUCCUCGCACAGAAUCGACCAGUUCUCGACCCCCUCCAAAGCACUCAUACCCCACCGACCCUGAACCCACCCCCGCAGACCUCAGCUCCAAUCCUUACGGAAUUCUACAAGCAAUACGCACAGCAAUUCCCCUCGUCCACAAGUACCUCAUACAUUGAACCUCCACCCAACCCGCCUCCCUCCUCCGACCCACGCAUCCAGUUCUGGACAGAGUGGCGCACGACACGCCACGCGCUGCAGACGUGGACUUUCUCCCCCUCCACCUUGCUCACAUCGCUGCACCCGCUUGUCCCUUCUCCGAAUCAGAUACGCGACUUUGGAUACGUCUCAGAGGCCUUCCGCCACGCGGCCCUACUAUAUACCGAGCGCCUUGCCGCGCCACAUCUGCCUACUGGGCACAUUACUAUGCAGCAGCAUGUGAGCCAGGUGCUUUUCUACGUUACGAGUCUUGGGGAAGGAGCAGGGGAGGGGUGUGAUGCAAUGGGGAAGUUCUUGUUGUGGCCGCUGUUUAUCGCGGGAAGUGAAGCGGUUGGGGAAGUGGAGCGCAAUGUGGUGCGUGAGAGAUGCAGAGGCAUUGCGAGGAGAGGCGGAUAUGGGAAUAACCACGCUGGGCUAGAAGUGCUCGAGCGCAUUUGGGGGGAGAGUGAGGGACUGACGAGACACGAGGUGUUUGCAUGGGAGAAGUGGAUGAGGGAGAUUGAUGGAGAGUUCAUCGUGGUCUAACCUCAGCCAUCGAAGCUUGCGGGAUUCAUCGGUCCACGUUGUGACGGCCUACAUACAAAAAGGGUAGACGAAACAUGGGAAAGCACUCGACCCCAAACAAUACAUAUUGAUUUCCGGCUGGGACUGGGAAUCGGGCGUUUUAUUUUUGGAGAAAUGGUGGGGGCAUGGAUAGGGACACCGGGACUGUGGGGGUUUUGCGGGGGAAUAUAUGUAUGUAUGAGCGCACAUUUCAAUAUACGGACAAACGGCACGGGUUAUGAAUGAUAAUACCUACAUGGAUUCUACUGCCUGUGUGAUUACAGUGGACUAUAGUAAGUGAUUGUGGUUUUGAAGUUGCCCUCGUACACGACUCUCGUAUUACAAGACCAUUACCAUGGGACAAAUGAAGCACGUGAGGUCUUUCUCAAUCAAGACAUACCAAUGCUAGGUAGAGCACAAUCCCAGUCGCCUCACCACCUACCCGC